CUAGGUGCCCUUCCCGUAAUUAUCACGCAAUCCCAGCCCCAUUUCCAUCAUCUAAUUCUUACGAGAAUCGGCCAUUGUAUAAAUCUAACACACGCGCUCCUCAGGUCCUUCGUUCUCUCCCUUCCGAUCAAAUUCCAAUCCGAUCACCGGCGACAUCAUUAAUGGGUUCGCGCUACGAAAUAGAGGUGACGAUCCGGUCUGCCCGCGACCUGAAGAACGUGAAUUGGCGAAAGGGCGACCUACGCCCCUACGCCGUGGUCUGGAUCGACUCGUCCGCAAAAAGCUCGACGAAAGUCGACAUCGACCACGACACCGAUCCCGUUUGGGACGAGAAGCUCAUAAUCCCCCUUCCCCCGAAUAUCUCACUCCGCGACGCUACUCUCCACAUCGACAUCGUCCACGCCAACGCUGACGAGGGUAUUAAGCCCCUCGUCGGCUCAGCCCGCCUUUCCCUUUCCGAGGUUGCUGAUGAGGCCGGCAUCGGCGGGAAGCUCGAUCGGACCCUCAAGCUCAAGCGCCCCUCCGGUCGCCCGCAUGGUAAGCUCGAUAUCCGCGUUUCCGUCAAGGAGGACCCUAGGUAUUACGAUCCCUACGCCCAGCCGCCUCCGGCUUACGGGCAAUCCUAUGGAAAUCGUGAGGCCCGCGAUCCAUAUGGCUACGCGCCUCCACCGACAGGUUACCCUUACGGUGGGCCUACCGCGCCUCCAUCUGGGUAUCCCUACGGCGGGCCGGCGUCGGCGCCGUCGCCGGCGGGGUAUCCAUAUGGCGGGCCUCCAGCAGGGUACCCAUACGGAGGACCUCCCGCCGGAGGGCCGCUGGGAGGAAACCCUUACGGAGGUUCACAGCCAGCGUACGGGCAGGUGGCUUCGGGAUCUGGGAAAAAAUCGAAGUUUGGGAUGGGGACCGGAUUGGCCGUUGGGGCGGCAGCGGGGGUACUUGGUGGUUUGGCUUUGGCUGAGGGCGUUGAUUACGUGGAGGAUAAGAUUGAAGAUGAUGUUGCGGAAAGAGUGGAGGAUGAUUACUACGACGACUAUUAGCUGUGUAUUUCUUUGGUUGGGCGAGCAUCGGGUUAUCAAUGCGUGGAUGCUGGGAAUUAUUUAAACUUCGAUGAGUUCUGCUUCUUGUUCUUUUUAUUUACACUUGCGUCAGUGCAUCAGAUCUUUUUAUACUUCUGGUCGUUCAUCUGUAGAAGUUUUAUUCAAAUCAAAAGGCGUGAACUUGAUUAUA
Molecule: messenger RNA, 1227 nt
Organism: Dendrobium catenatum
Lineage: Eukaryota; Viridiplantae; Streptophyta; Magnoliopsida; Asparagales; Orchidaceae
Product: protein SRC2 homolog
Exons: 1
Coding region: 162-1037 (291 amino acids)
Biological process (GO): defense response
Source: RefSeq, a predicted model, not a curated record